Phanerochaete carnosa HHB-10118-sp is the source of this 1237-nucleotide messenger RNA. RefSeq lists its product as uncharacterized. Gene Ontology annotation, cellular component: plasma membrane. Bases 35 to 1147 code for a protein of 370 amino acids. The transcript has 7 exons. Gene Ontology annotation, molecular function: glycerol channel activity; water channel activity. The record is from RefSeq and is a predicted model, not a curated record. NCBI's taxonomy places the organism in Eukaryota, Fungi, Basidiomycota, Agaricomycetes, Polyporales, Phanerochaetaceae. Gene Ontology annotation, biological process: glycerol transmembrane transport; water transport.
GGGGUACUCGCUCUCCUUUCCUUUUCGCGAAACGAUGUCCCAGCGCGACUCCUACCCAUCGAAGCCCGAAUACGGCAAGGAUGAUAUCCGUCACAUCGAGGAGAUUCCAAACUCCGAGAAGGACACUGCUUCCUCCCCUGACCAUGCAUAUGUGCACCCGACAGGUAAUACAGGGCCAGCUGGUCGCUGGGGAAGGUUCAGGCAAUACUUCCAGGAGCCUGCCAUCCCGGCAGGCCAGUUUAUCACUCGCUAUCCGAACAGAUGGUCCCGCUACCGAGAGAUCAUUCGCGAACCCGCGGCUGAAUUCCUGGGCACCUUCGUGCUCAUGAUUUUCGGUCUUGGCAACAAUUGUCAGGUCACCCUCAGCGCCAACACGGGUGUGGCGUCCAGCCCUAAGGGUGCGUACAUCUCGACCACCUUGGGAUGGGCAGCCGCGGUCGCCUGUGGUGUCUGGGUUGCCGGUGGUAUUUCCGGUGGUCACAUCAACCCAGCCGUCACCAUUGCCUUCGCAACGUGGCGCGACUUCCCGUGGUGGAAGGUUCCCGUGUUUGUCUUCGCGCAAUUCCUCGGUGCUUUCGUCGCGGCAGCUAUCAUCUACGGCAACUAUCUAGGCGCCAUCGACAUUGUCGAGGGCGGCGGCGGCAGGACGAUCGCUAACACAGCUGGUUUAUUUGCUACAUACCCACUACCCUACAUGACCAACAUCCGGUGCUUCUUUGACGAGUUCCUGGGCACAGCGAUGCUGCUCAUUGUGGUCUGCGCUGUAACAGACAACAACAACGGCCCCCCGCCCCCUGGCCUGGUCCCUCUCUGUCUAUUCUUUGCCCUGGUCGCCAUCGGUUCUGCUAUCGGCAUGCAGACCGGUUAUGCCAUCAACCCCGCGCGUGACUUCGGCCCUCGAGUCUUCACCUCUAUGGCUGGCUACGGCAGCGCGGUAUACAGCUUCAGAGACCACUACUGGAUCUGGUGUCCCAUCAUUGCCCCAAUCUGUGGUGCCGUCGUUGGAGUCUUCUUCUACGACAUGCUUCUGUACUUGGGUAGCGAGUCCAUCCUCAAUCGUCCCGACAAGCGCGCCAGACGUGUUCACGCUCAUGCUAUGGCAGCCGAGCGCACGAAGCCGGGCAUCACCGGUCCAGAGCUCGUCUAAGGCCACAUGCCGCGUCUGUACCUCGGGAAAACGAGCGACAUAUCUGUUUCCGUUUUUUCUUUGUCUCAGUCUACGUUCCUUCGGUGUUAC